AGAAGAUGGAACACUUCAGCAAGGACUUCAGCAUAGGCGCAUGCGAAGGCCAAAAGGUUGUGGAUGGAGAGACCAUGCCACUGGUGCUGCAGCCUCCAGAGCCAACCAGGAAUGAUGUAGAGUCGCUUGUGUCGACUAUCAAGAAAAACAAGGACUGGUUUGAGCAGAUGCUUAUCAAGAACAGUGCAAUCCUGCUUAGAGGUUUCAAUGUACAGAAUGCAGUGGAGUUCAAUGAUAUUGUGGAAGCUCUCGGGUGGGAUGAUAUUCGUUACGUUGGUCCUGCUCCUCGAACACAUAUCCACAAGCGUGUCUGGACUGCCAAUGAAGGACCUCUGUCUGAGUUCAUAUACUAUCACCAUGAGAUGGUGCUGAUUAAGGAGUUCCCAAAACAAGUCAUCCUAUUCUGUGAGACACCACCACCAGAAGGAGGACAGACACCGUUUGUUCCAAGCUUCCGAGUGACCGAAAGGAUGCUGGAGGAGUUCCCAGAAGCUGUAGAAGAAAUGGAGGCAAAUGGCUUGAAGUACACCUUCACAGCUCCUAGCAAGAACAGCACAGGUUCAAUGAGGGGUAGGGGAUGGGAGGAUGCUUUUGUCUCAUCAGAUCGUGCCGUAGCUGAACAAAGGGCUAAUGCUUUAGGCAUGGAUGUGGAGUGGCUAGAAGAUGGUUCGAUGAAGACGAUAUUGGGUCCAAGAUCCUUGACAAGGGUGUUUGAAGGAAGGAAAGGAAGGAGAAUGUGGUUCAACACGGUUGUGGGAAUGCAUGGAAAGGAGCACAGUUCUGCUUCGAUGGCUGACGGAUCGGAGAUUCCAGACAAUGUGGUGAAUAGAUGCCAAGAGAUUAUUGAAGAAGAAAGUAUCCAGUUCAAGUGGGAGAAGGGUGAUGUGCUCUUCUUUGAUAAUUAUGCUUUGCUCCAUGGAAGGAGGCCUUCUGCUGCUCCCAGAAGAGUAUUGGUUGCUACCUGCAAGUAAUGAUCUCUUGCAGACUGUUAAUGGUUACCUGCUGGCCUUAUUAUCAUCAUGUUUGUACCAUCUAUUAUACUUUCUCAUUUCAGUCAAUAACGGACUGGUCUGAAAUAGACCUGCUUGAUGUUUGUGUUUAAUUAUCCAUCUGUUGGAUUCCAAGAGUAUUUACAGCAAUUUCCAUCUCUUGUACUGGUCGAGUGAUAAAUGAAUGUUAAUCUCCUAUGC
Messenger RNA from Fragaria vesca subsp. vesca, 1190 nucleotides. RefSeq names its product clavaminate synthase-like protein At3g21360-like. The record is from RefSeq and is a predicted model, not a curated record. The transcript has 3 exons. Bases 6 to 971 code for a protein of 321 amino acids. Gene Ontology annotation, molecular function: oxidoreductase activity. NCBI's taxonomy places the organism in Eukaryota, Viridiplantae, Streptophyta, Magnoliopsida, Rosales, Rosaceae.